Molecule: messenger RNA, 1713 nt
Organism: Bufo bufo (common toad)
Lineage: Eukaryota; Metazoa; Chordata; Amphibia; Anura; Bufonidae
Product: E3 ubiquitin/ISG15 ligase TRIM25-like
Exons: 5
Coding region: 37-1713 (558 amino acids)
Molecular function (GO): zinc ion binding
Source: RefSeq, a predicted model, not a curated record
CACUUUCAGUUUCAUUUCUUCCUUCUUCUCUCAGCCAUGGCGUCUGCUGAUCUGAAAGACGAGCUGCUCUGCUCCAUCUGUUUAUGUAUUUUUAAGGAUCCUGUAAUGCUGAGAUGUGGACACAACUUCUGCCGGGUCUGUAUUGAUCGUGUACUGGAUACACAGGACGAGUCUGGGGUUUAUACCUGUCCUGAAUGUAGAGAAGAGUUUCAGGAGCGGCCUGCACUGAUGAAGAACAUAAAUCUUCAUAAUGUAGCUGAACAUUUCCUGUUUACUCAGCCAGAUCCAGUGGAGAUCAGCGGGAUCUUGUGCACUUACUGUGUGGACUCUCCUGUACCUGCUGUUAAAUCCUGUCUGAUGUGUGAGGCUUCUCUGUGUGAGAAGCACCUGAGAGUUCACAGCAAGUCAUCAGAACACGUCUUAUCUGACCCCAGCACUUCUCUGGAGAAGAGGAAAUGUUCUGUCCAUAAGAAGAUCCUGGAGUAUUACUGCAUCGAGGACUCUGCUUGUAUCUGUGUGUCCUGCAGUUUGGUUGGAAAACAUAAGGGACACCAGGUGGAGAUGCUGGAUGAGGCCUCUGAGAAGAGGAAGGGGAAACUGAAAAAUAUUCUCCAGAAAAUGACUGCAAAGAGUGAGGAGACUAAGAAAAGAGUCCAGAACCUGGAGGAACGCUGGAGAAAAGCACAAGAAAAAGCAUCUGGAGAAGCAGAGAGAGUCACUGUCCUGUUUACAGACAUCAGGAGAAGACUGGACGACCUGGAGAAGAGGGUCCUGAGUGAGAUCUCUAGGCAGGAAAAGGAAGAGUCACUCUUACUCUCUGCUCUGAUGAAAAAGAUGGGAAUAAAGAAGGACGAGCUGUCCGGGAGGAUGAGACACAUUGAGGAGAUAUGUAACAUGACUGAUCCACUGACUGUCUUACAGGAACCAGAUACAGGUGACUUGUGUGAUCCUGAGGAGGAAGGAGGUGAUGAAGACAUAAAUAGAUGUCUCCAUGAUGUAGAUGAUCUGGAUGUGGCUGUGAUCUCAGACAAAUUACAUACAUUAUGUGACAUAAUAACAGAUAUAAGGAGAGGGAUCUAUGUGGAGGGUCCUGCAGACAUAUUACUGGAUAUAAACACAGCUGCUAAUAAUGUCCUUAUAUCAGACGACCUGAAAACUGCAACAUUUGGGGACCCACAUGGAGAAAGUGUCAUGGAGGAGACGGAUGAGAAUCAGGAGCUGCCACUGGAGGAGAAAGACCAGUCCGUGGUGGAGAAGCAGAAGGAUGAUGAUGAUGACGACACUGGACACAAUGAUCAGUCAUCUCAGUGGGGUGGAGCUGAAAGAACUGGGUGUUCAGGCACACUGGCCAGAAUGGAUUCGUUUGACCCCCAUGAAGAAGGAAACUCUAUUAAUUUUGGAGUCUUCUGGAAGAACAAACUGCUGUACAAUCAGCGAGAAAAUCGGAAGAAGUUAAAAUCCUUGAAUGAUGUUUUAAUCAAACUCGUGAUGAUAUGGCCAUGUAAAAUGUACGAGGCAGAGGUAGAUCAUCAGCUGAAGAACGGUACUUGUUACAAGAAACUUACUUUCAAUCUGUUUGUCUCUUUCAGUACACUUUUACAAGAACUGUUGGACAUGGCUAAGAAUGAUGGAAUCAUUCCACAACAUCUUUAUGAAGCAAGAUGGAUUCAUGAGCACACAAUCUCCACUGUAUCUUCUACCAAAGGUCCUUAA